UUGCCUCCUGGUAUACCUGUAGUCUGUAAAAUGAUUUCCUCUGAAACUUACUUAGGUUAGAGAAACAAAUUAGCUGAAGGUCUCAGGCCCUUCUUUCUAAUAAGGUUAACCUGCUUGCACUACUAAAUAUGGCUUUAUAACACACACACACUCACACACACACACACACCCUUGACCACCAAAGACUGCCUCUUCCUGAAAUCCCCCGUUCAUAUAAAUACAGGAAGUAGAAAUAAGAGAGGCUAAAAUCGGAUCUUCUUGGUAGUUUGCUUUCAUUUCAGUGCUUGUUUAGUCCUCUGCCCUUUGAUACUACUGAGCCUGAAGCUGGUUUUAAACAUCUUCCCCCUCAUGCCCUUGAAAUACCAUCUCAGUACAAAACCUGAGGAUGUGGAAGUUCUGCUCAGCGAUGGGAAGGAAUUGCUUUUCUGACCGAGGAACUCUCAAGCCACUGUGAUACAGAAAGUGACUUAAAGUUUGCUGUGAUGAUGAAAACAUCAGCUGGAGAGAAGGGAGCCAGGGAUGACUCAGGCCCUGUCAGAGAUGCCAGUGAAGAGGGGAAGGAGAUACAUCUCUGUCAGGCCAGUGCUGUGCGAAAUUGCCUCCAGCUUCCAGGGAUCAGCAUCCUUGACAAACUCAUCAAGACCUGUCCUGUCUGGCUGCAGCUGAACAUGAGCCAGGAAAGGGCUGGGGCGAUCCUUGGCAAAGAAACAGCAGGGAUAUUCUUAGUUAGGAAAGAGGGUAAUGUGAGCAACAUGGUCCUUGCAGUCCGCCUGCCAGUGCAGAACGAGGCUCCUGGUGUGCUGGAGUACAACAUUAAAGAAGAAAAAUCAAUCCUGUACCUGGAAGGAUCUGUCCUUGUAUUUGAGGAUGUUUUCAAAUUGGUUGCCUUCUACUGUGUCAGCAGGGAUUUGCUGCCAUUUACCCUGAAGCUGCCACAAGCAAUAUUAGAAGCCAGUAGCUUUCAAGACCUUGAAAUUAUCUCUAGUCUGGGGAUAGAUUUCUGGGAUUCCUACUUAAACCACAGGAGACAGGACUUAUCCCACCCUGCAAAAGACUCUGCUUUCAGCACUGCCCAGGGAGACAGUUUAAGACCUACCCAGUGUUUUGCAAGUAGCACAAACCACUGCUCAUGUGAAAUUGAGCUGUCAAUAGGAAAUGACAGGCUGUGGUUUGUGAAUCCUAUUUUUAUAGAAGAGUACAGUAAUCCUUGUCCUCCAGAUGUAUCUUCUCCCAAAGGCCACUCUGGGAGCACUGAACUCCCCCCUGCCACCAUGCUUACUGAAAAGAGGUCUCCUCGACGUCCUCCUCCCCCUCCACCCUCUCAUGGGCUCAUUCAGAAACCUUCCCUGAAGCUCCCACAGGACCCCACGACUGCCUGUGAAGAAAACAAGCUACUUAUUAAGCCACUAGGAAAGGGCUUCGAGGAAAUGAAAACGGAGGGUGGUGAUGAUAAAGAAGAAAGGAAGCAGAGCUGCCCCAGGAAGGGCUCCCAGCCCUCUGCUCCCCCGCGGAGGCGGCCCAGUGACAGGACCUCAGAGGAGAGCUCUGUGGGUAACCCUGAAAAUUGUGAAACGCUGAAAGGGGAAGGGACAGAAGAAAACCAAGAUACAAGUGCAGAGAGCGGAGAUAAAACACUGCUGUGCAAAAAGGCUGUAGAGAUACCUGGGGAGGUUCCCAAAAAGGCUGCAUCACAGUUUCAGGAGACAAAGCCUGAACCUGCAGAGAAGGAGGAGGACAUGCCUAAGAUACAAAGCAAUGCCACUGAGAUAGGAAAGUCACCUCCUAUCCCACCGCCGAGAAGGAAGAGAAUUUCCCAGGUACCGAGGACCCCCAGCUCCUGCCAGCCAAAGCAAAGAACAGCGGGAGAGACGGCCGUGCCCACAGGGCAGGCUGUGUGGAAGGGCAGCCCAGCCACAGGGACGGGUGCUGCCACUUGCACACACACCAAGACUGAGACGGGACAUGGCCACAAAUCUGUCAGCUCAGCUGAACUGGAAGGGUCACACUUGUCCCUGGAGGACCUGGGAGGCAACACUGUGGCUCAAGCAUCAACAUCUGAGCCAGACUCCUACUCCACCAGCAGCACAGAGGAUGACCUGGAGAUGCUGAGUAGCUCAUCUGGUAAAAAGACACGCUCCGUGAUCUUGGCCAAGGCCAAAAACAGGCUGUCCUUGGCAAACCUGUCCAAUGUCUUCACAGUCUUUUUGUCUAGUGACAGGAAGCUGCAGAAGAAGAUAGUGGAGCUGGCACAGGACAAGGAGUCCUACUUUGGCAACCUGGUGCGGGACUACAGAGUGUACAGUUUGGAGAUGAUGGCAAAGCAGAGCUCCAGCACAGAGAUGCUACAAGAGAUCCGGCUGAUGAUGACUCAGCUGAAGAGUUACUUAGUGCAGAGCACUGAGCUGAAAUCCCUGACAGACCCAGCCUCCUACACCGAGGAACAGUUAGAAGUCAUUGCUGAGACAGCUUUGUACAAAUGUGUCCUGAAGCCUUUAAAGGAAGCCAUUAAUUCUUCCUUAAAAGAAAUACACAGCAAAGAUGGAUCUUUACAGCAGCUGAAAGAGAACCAACUUGUCAUACAAAACACAACUACCACUGACCUGGGUGUCACAACCAGUGUGCCUGAAACUGCUGUGCUGGAAAAGAUCCUUCACAAGUUCACAACCAUGCACAAGACCUACUCUCCAGAAAAGAAAAUUGCCAUCUUGCUGAAGACCUGCAAACUCAUCUAUGACUCCAUGGCUCAGGGAAAUCCAGGGAAGCCCUAUGGUGCAGAUGACUUCCUCCCUGUGCUCAUGUAUGUGCUGGCCCGCAGCAACUUGACUGAAGUCCUUCUGAAUGUGGAGUAUAUGAUGGAGCUCAUGGACCCUGCUCUGCAGCUGGGAGAAGGCUCCUAUUAUUUAACCACCACCUACGGGGUCCUGGAGCAUAUCAAGAACUAUGACAAAAUCACUGUGACACGGCAGCUGAGCGUGGAGGUUCAGGACUCCAUCCACCGCUGGGAGCGACGGAGAACGCUGAACAAGGCCCGGGCUUCCCGCUCCUCAGUGCAGGAUUUCAUCUGUAUCUCCUUUCUGGAAAUCAGUGGUCAAUCGAGGACACUUGCUUCCCGUCGCGAUACCACAGCUGAGCAGCUGAGCCAGCAGUGUGCUGAGAAGUUUGAAGUGUCCCAACCCAAGGACUAUGGACUCUUUGUUUAUGUUGAUGACCAGUGGCUGCAGCUGGACAAAGAUGCCCUUCCACACCAUAUCAAAGCCUCCCUUCUGAAGAGCGAAACCAAGAAAGAUUUCCAUUUUAUUUAUAAACCAAUUGACCACAAAACCCCAGCAGUUGCAAUUGUCAAAGAGUCAGACUUUUCCUAAGGGCCAUGCUGCUUUUUUUCUGUCUUUGCUGUCAUCCUGGAAGAGCUGGAUAGUUUACCUUGUAAGAUCCUCUGGUAUCUGCAGACCUUGGAAGUUCACUGGAGUGUGGUCUUCAACAGAGGGCAGAUGGGCUAAUGGUAGAUGGUGUCUGAACACACGGCAUUUCUUGGUAGAGGUCAUUUGCAGAAGUAAAAGGAGCAUUCAGGAGAACACUCAUCCUCUGGAAAACUUGAAGUAUCAAGCCUCAGAACCUCUCAGCUGCAACCAGCCAAUGCUGCAGUAUGUAAAUGAACAGAAGAGAAAAUCCAGAGAUCUUGCAAAAAGGUGGACAUUUACUUUAUAAUAAAUGAUGUCAGGUGUGAAUCACAUCUGUGCACAAGGCCUUUGAAAGGCCUGCAUGCACCUCAAACUAUUUGGAGGUAAGACUGUGUUUGUGCUUUAUGAUAUCUGUUCACCCAGUUUGAAUAAACUGGCUCUUGUCUGAUGUAUUCAGUGGCAUAGGGUUGCCACCUGUAGCAGAGCUCCAUCUCUGUCUUGCUGUCAACAACAUGUCUUUGCCUUUGAAAUCCACAUAAUUACAAACAGUGCAUGACCUGUACUUUCACUAAGAAUAUAUUUUUUGCCUUCUAUCUGUCACUCAAACCAGGUAGCAUAGGCAUUUUCAUCAAUGUAUUUUUCCUAAAGAUUCAAAGUCUUCACCAUCAGUUUUACAUGUACAGCAGUUUUAUUCACAUUGGUUGUUUCUCAGUGUCUGGUUAAUUGUAUAUUUAUUUUAAUGUGUGAUACGGUGCAAUUAUUUUAAAAUAAGCCUUUGUAAAGAACUUAAUAAUUUGCCCAGUGUAUCAAACCAGAUUAAAAUUUGAAAGUCAAAAGGAAUUAGAAUUAAAUACCAAUCCCUUUUUACAUGGAUGUCAUUUUCACAAGUGUUAUCCUAGCUGUAAUUCCCACCAGGUUAUUACUUUAAUAAA
Camarhynchus parvulus is the source of this 4330-nucleotide messenger RNA. It is a transcript of the gene RIN3, whose product is annotated as Ras and Rab interactor 3. NCBI's taxonomy places the organism in Eukaryota, Metazoa, Chordata, Aves, Passeriformes, Thraupidae. The coding region runs from base 483 to 3362 and encodes 959 amino acids. Gene Ontology annotation, biological process: signal transduction; vesicle-mediated transport. Gene Ontology annotation, cellular component: endocytic vesicle; cytosol. The transcript is spliced from 10 exons. The record is from RefSeq and is a predicted model, not a curated record. Gene Ontology annotation, molecular function: small GTPase binding; guanyl-nucleotide exchange factor activity.